Umbelopsis ramanniana AG is the source of this 339-nucleotide messenger RNA. RefSeq lists its product as uncharacterized. Gene Ontology annotation, cellular component: cytosolic small ribosomal subunit; ribosome. Bases 91 to 261 code for a protein of 56 amino acids. Gene Ontology annotation, biological process: translation. Lineage: Eukaryota; Fungi; Mucoromycota; Umbelopsidomycetes; Umbelopsidales; Umbelopsidaceae. The transcript is spliced from 3 exons. Gene Ontology annotation, molecular function: structural constituent of ribosome; zinc ion binding. The record is from RefSeq and is a predicted model, not a curated record.
UUCAGCCUGCAAGUGUGACUGGCAAAUAUUUUGGGUAGAGGAAAAAAAAAUAAUCCAACCUGGUUAAUCCAUUUCAUUUAUACAAACAUCAUGUCUCACGAAACUGUCUGGUUCUCGCGCCCUCGCAGCUAUGGAAAGGGCUCUCGUCAGUGCCGAGUCUGCGCCCAUCAAGCCGGCUUGAUCCGCAAGUAUAACCUCAACAUCUGCCGUCAGUGCUUCCGUGAGUACGCCAACGACAUUGGCUUCCACAAGCUCCGUUAAAAUGUAACGAAUGACUAGCACAAGAGGUGUCAAUCUACUUGCUGACUGGAGAGAUUUCCUGGGUCAGUAAAAACUAAG